Microplitis demolitor is the source of this 6274-nucleotide messenger RNA. It is a transcript of the gene rempA, whose product is annotated as intraflagellar transport protein 140 homolog. The record is from RefSeq and is a predicted model, not a curated record. Gene Ontology annotation, molecular function: protein binding. The transcript is spliced from 4 exons. Bases 162 to 4469 code for a protein of 1435 amino acids. Gene Ontology annotation, cellular component: ciliary basal body; axoneme; intraciliary transport particle A. Gene Ontology annotation, biological process: intraciliary retrograde transport. Lineage: Eukaryota; Metazoa; Arthropoda; Insecta; Hymenoptera; Braconidae.
AUGCCCUUUAUUGAUCCUUAUAUUCCUUAUACAAAAUAUUUAUUUAUAUUUGAGCAAUAUAGUGAUUGGUUAAGUUCCAGACCCUCAGUGUUAGUUACAACGUCAUCUUUGUAUCUUGAAAAGUUCCUAGGUUAAUUGUGUUAAGUAAAAUUUGUGCAAUCAUGUCGUUGUAUUUUGAUAACCGAAUUCAAAAUCUUGUACCUUCAUCAAUUAAUACUUUUGCUAUUUGGCACAUGAAUUUUCCUUUAUUAGCUGUAGCCGCUUAUUCCCAAAAUAAAGGUGGUUUCAUUACCAUUUAUAAUGAUCACGGUGAACUUAUUCACGAUUUAAGGUCUCUGGAAUUCUCAACUUUUCAAAUUUCGGCACUCAGCUGGCACCCAAAUCGAAAAUUGUUAAUAGUUGGUAAGGAUAAUGGUAGCAUCAAACUUUGGGAUGAAGAUUCUGAAAGUAACGAAUUUUCUGAAAUCGGGACUCCUCACAGAGACUCGAUUUCAAUAUUGGAAUGGAGUCAGCAUGGUGGCAGAUUAAUAUCUGCUGAUACAUCAGGCUCACUCGUCGGUUGGCGGGUUGACAAUAAAGGCCAGUUAUUGAUUAUGUUUCAUCAUGACCUCAAAAAGUCAUUCAUUCAUAUUGCAUUUCGAUCAAUAUCAAAAAGCUAUUUAAAUAAUGUUGCGAAAACUGGCAUCGUAGAAGAUGAACGGGCAUUAAAUUUAUUCGGUACUUGGAGACCAAGAACUGCAGUUCAAACACCUUAUAGUCAAAAAGAUAACUAUGCUUUCUUUAUCGGAUCUUUAGAUGGAAUUUUAUAUUAUAUUGAUGCUAAAGGUCACUGUAAACAAGUAUUAAAUACAGAUGGAUUAACUUUGUAUGGUUUAUUACACCAUCAAUCGAAAGAUUCGAUAGUUGUUAUGACAGAAGGAUUGAAUAUUUGUCAAUUUCAAAUUGACCCCUUCACAGGAGAGUUAACGGAAUUGAUAAAAGUUAAGUUGUCUUGUAAAAAUAAUGAAUUGAGAACAAGAAACCCGCUAUGCUGGAUAGGUAAUAACACUUUGGCAAUACUUACUGGGGAAUUGGAUAUUAGAUGCUGGAAUUUACAAAACGGUAAUACGUAUGUUUUAUCACCACUUCCAACUCCAUCGUCUGAAAAUAUAUCAACUUCUCAAGAAGUAUGUACUAGUUUUACAUAUUGCAAAAUUAACAAAACUUUGGCAGCAGGAACAAAUUUAGGGACCGUUUAUUUUUGGAAACGAGAAUUUUUGGCUUGUAAUAAUGAAUAUGGUUGGCCCACAACCCCAAAAUUUUGCAAUGUUCAUGGAACAGUAAAAGAACUUAUGUGGGGUGGUGCUUUCCUCAGACAUCCUGUUUUUGCAGUUAAUUGUAUUACGAAUGUAUUUAUUCUUCAUGAACAACAUAUGUGUGCUGCAUACAAUGAUGAUGUGUGUGUAAGUCAAAUUUCACCCACUAAAUUAAUAAUCGAAGAAGAGAAUCAGUCUUUUAGUUUACUUACUGAUAUUCAAGUACAGAUAUUAGCUACCAAUAAGAAUUAUGUUGUGAUUUCCUCCGGAAAACAAAUAGUAGUUUAUAGAAUUAACAGAAAUGAGAUAUUAAACACAUCAAUUGAACAAUCCUUUAAUUGUGAUGCUGAGAAAAUUCUUAUUUAUGAAUCUACGUUAAUUAUUUUGACUACAGCUCUCAUUCAACUCAAAACAAUAAAAGGAAAUGUAAUUCAAAAUUUACCAGCAUUACCUGAGGAGGGUGAACCCAUUACAAUGGAAUUAACAGCACAAUAUUUAACUGUUGCAUCAUUGAAUGGUAUAUUAAAAAUUUGGGACUUGAGUAAACGUCUAGCAAAACUUCAUACAAGAACACUUGCAGUAUCGAAAGUUAUAAAAGAUUUUGCGGAAGUUAUUGAAGCAAAAUGUAAUUCAGACUGUCGAUGUGUUUCGAUUACUGUUGCUACGUCAAAUUUAUUACCAAGUUCAAUUUUAUACAUUUGGGACAUUGAGGGGGAUCAAAUAUUUGAAUUUGACUUUGCACAAUUGAGUAAUAGUUAUGAAAAUUAUGCAGGAAUGAUUUCAAAAUCACAAGGAAGAUUUAUUAUAACACAUUGUUGGGAUGUUAUUGAUCCCCGAGUACUUGUAUGUCAAAUCCAAACGAUUGAAAAUUAUGAUACUCGAAACUUUUAUAAUUCUCAAUUGAUGCCAAACGACAUUAAAAAUACUGUAUUCAUUUCAAUGUUUGUUACUCCUGAGCAUGGAAUAACGAUCCAUGAUUAUCGUUCAAUAGAAGAUAGUUAUUGUCGUCUCAUAGAAGUUAAAUCACCGUUCAUUAUUGCUUUAAAUCCAGAAAAAGAAAAUAAUCGAAGCAAAUUGACGAAAUUAUUUAUGAGAGAAUUUGAAGACUUAGGUGUGUGUGAUGAAACCAUUAAAACAGCUAUUAUGGAUUUUAGCUUUUAUAUAAGUAUGGCUAAUACAGAUGAAGCAUUUAAAUCAAUUAAAGCUAUAAAAAAUGAAGCUGUGUGGAAAAGUCUCGCGAAAAUUUGUGUUAAAACAAAACAAUUGAAUAUGGCUGUUAUUUGUUUAGGCCACAUGAAAUUUGUAAGAGGUACAAAAGCUUUUAAACAAGGUAUUCACGAUCCAAGUUUAAAUCUAGAAGCAAAAAUCGGAAUUCUCGCAGUGGAGUUAGGACUUUAUGCAGAUGCUAAACGUUUAUUUCGUGAAGCUAAAAGGUUGGAUCUUCUUGGUAGUUUUUUGGAAACUUGUCAUAGACAUUCUGAAGCUAUAACUCUGGCUGAAAAUGAAAAUAAAAUUAGUGAAAAGUUGAGUUACUAUAACUACGCAAAAAUUCUAGAGCAACAAGGAAAUGUGGAAAAAGCAAUUAAGAUGUAUACAAAAGCAAACAGUGAUAAGUUUCAAGUACCAAAAAUUUUACUUAGUCAACCCAAAGAACUUCACAGUUACUUUGCAGCUUCAAACGAUAAGGAAACAAAAAAUUGGUAUGCUCAAUAUGUAGAGUCCACAAGAGAUAUAGAAGGUGCAUUACGACUUUAUGAAGACGCUAAAAAUACUUUAGCUGUAACUAGGCUCCUCUGUUAUCUUGGUCGUGAUGGAGAAGCUUGUGAUUUGGUUAUAAAAACGAAUCAUGCCGCUUCUGCAUAUCAUUUAGCUGCACAUUAUGAAUCAAUUAAUAAUAUUUCUCAAGCCGUACAUUUUUAUACAGUAUCAAAGGCUUAUACUAAUGCAAUAAGAAUUUGUAAGGAAAAUGGAAUGAUCGAAGAACUUUGGCCAUUAUCAGUUCUUGCACCAAGACAGCUAAAAAUUGACAUAGCAAAGUACUAUGAGGACAAUGAACAGUCAGAUAAAGCAAUAUUAUUAUAUCAUCAGUCAGGAUUACUCCCGAAAGCCUUAUCUCUAGCUUUUAAUACCCAGCAGUAUGACUCUCUACAGCUAAUAACUAGUGAUUUGAACUCUGAUACAGAUCCAAUGUUUAUUACAAAAUGUGCAUAUUUUUUCGAAAAAAACAAUCAAAUUGAAAAAGCUAUACAAUUAUUAGCUAAAAGCAAAGAGUUUAUAGAAGUAUUGAAUUUGAUUCAAAAAUAUAAUGUCCCAUUAACUGAAGACCUGGCAGAACAAAUGACAACUGAUAAGGUGGCAAACGAUAUGGAAAGUGAACAUGUACGAAUUUUAACCUUAGAAAAAGUAGGGGAAAUAGCAUUUGAACAGGGUAAUUAUCAUUUAGCAACCAAAAAAUUUACUCAAGCUGGGAAUAAAUUGAAAGCAAUGAAAGCACUUUUAAAAUCUGGGGAUACAGAAAAAAUUUGUUUUUUUGCACAAGUUUCAAGACAGAGAGACAUAUAUAUUAUGGCUGGAAACUAUUUACAGUCAUUAGAUUGGCAAAAUCAGCCAAAUAUUCUCAAAAAUAUAAUAAACUUUUAUUCGAAAGCGAAAGCAAUGGAUCUGCUAUCUAAUUUUUACGUUGCAUGUGCUCAAGUUGAGAUUGAUGAGUUUCAAAAUUAUGAGAAAGCAAUUGAUGCAUUCAAUCAAGCCAUUAAAUGUAUGUCGCAAGUGACUUCACCGAAAGAUCAUGCAUUACAUAAACACGCUGUUGACGCUAUUAAUACGAAGAUAAUGAUAAUAAAACAUUUUUUAGACAUUAAACAAUUAUUCACGUGCGGAGCUACUGAGCAAGCACUUUUUCAAAUUCGGCAGUUACUAAAUACACAUGGUGAUGAUUUGGAGAAAUCUGUUCGAAUUGGUGAUGUUUUUUCCACGAUUACUCAGCAUUACAUCGAUUUGGGUGAUUUAGAAAAAGCGCGUAAUUCCAUAAAAGAAUUGAAACGCUUGAAGCCAGAAAUCCAUCUGAAUUAUUUUUAUAAUACGAGCGUACUAGAAUCUCUGGGUUAUCAAAGAAAUACUCCGCGAGAAACGAGUCCAGAUAAGGAUAAUAAAAUAGACGAAUUUCUAGAUUAGUUAAUAUUGCGAUUGUUGACGACACAAUAAUUGUUGAAAUAUAGAAGCAAUAAAUACUAUACUAAGAUACAGAGGUUUAAAAGAAAUAAAUGAAUGAAGGAACUUUUUAUUUCCUUCACUCUACAGGGGUAAUCAUGAUUAAAGAAAAUGAUUUAUUCAAUGAUGAAUGUAUAUCUGUAUAGUAUUAAAAUUAAAUUGUUUUGAAUCAUUUCUAAUUGUUUCGAACAAUUUUUUAAAUCAAGGUAAUUAUUAAAAUAGUUAUAAAAGUUAAUAAUUCUAAUUUUUAAAAACAUAUCGUGCCUUGUAGCAAAACAAUGUUUUACAUUUAAUGAAAUGGCGAUCAUUAUUUAGAAAGAGUAUUCAGAGAAAAUCAUAUGUCCAAGAGCGCUUUUUCUUUUGUAUGUAAAAUGUCUAGUAUUUACCUUACCCUCGCGGAUUUGGAAUUACUGUAAAAUCACAGUGAAUUCGCUUUCACCGAAAGUUUACGGUAUGUUUACGGUGAUUUUAUAGUGAAUUCGCAGUCAUUUUGUGCCAUUUUGUCAUUGUGAUUUAGUAGUGAUUGCACUGUGAGUUUACAGUAAUUUUGCGGUGAAUUUAUAAUAGUUUCAACAUGAUUUUAUUGUAAAUCUAUGCUAUGGUGAUCUGAUAAUGGUAACAGAGUGAGUUCGAAACGAUUCCACAGUGAAUUAAUGGUGAUUUCACCAUGAUUUCACAGUAAGUUUAUGGUGAUUUGACUAUAGUUUGAAUAAGUUUUUGGUAUUUUUUUUAAAAUCUGUAUUUCAGAAAAAAAAUCGAAUAAAGAUAAAAAUCUAAAUAGGUGCAAUUUUUAAAAGUUUAUACUUCUAAAAUAAAAAGCGAUUAAAUUCUGAAGAAUGUCUUUUAUAAGGUAAGAGAAAAAUAUUUUUCUUAAUUUAUCUAUUCAUUGUCUUAUUGAGAAACUUAAUUUCAGUUCGGGUUUCACUACAUUUAAAAAUUGGUGUAUUACCGUACGAUAGACGGUGUGGCUCAAUAAGUUAUUCCCUGGCAGAUUCUUAAUCACUGUAAAAUCAUCUUAAAACGACGGUCGAAUGACCGUAAAUUGACGGUACCGACAAAUGACCGUAUACCGACUGUUAAAGAAACGUUAUUUAGUAGUGAAAGACAAGUGCCGUUGUGAAAAUUCUCGAUUGUAACUGUGUAGUUGAUGUUUUGUAUGUGCAUUAUAUUUCAGCUGACUAGUGACCGUAAAUUAACAGGUAAUGGACGGUCUUUCUAUUGUCAUUGAUAAUUAUAGGAAUUAUCAAAAACCGAAAUCUUGGCGGUUCAUUUACAGUAUUGAGUGAGUCAAACACACUUGUCAAUCGAACGUAUAGUGUCGGUAAGUGAGAAACUUUUCGUUAAUAGUGAACUAUCGAUUAGUUGUCGGUCAGAUUUUUCAUUUUUUAAAUGUCUCUGAUAGUCAGUGAUAGACUCCAAGUAUACUGAAAUUAUUCAUGUCAUGAAAAAAUGUAAAAAACAUUUAAAUAAUAAAAUUUUUAAUCAUUAUAGUAUAGUGCCGGAUAGCUCAAUUGGUAGAACACUCGGCGCGAUACCGACAUGGUCUGGGUUCGAUUCCCAGUUCGGGCUAUCUAUAUUUUUCUCAAUUUAUCUAUAAAUUGUCUUAUUGAGAAGGUUUGCAUGUUUUAGGUUUUCACUAUAUUAAAUUGGUAAGGACUUCAAAUAUAAAUGAGUUUAGAUAAGAUUAACAGAGAUAUAGUAUUAAUAAAUGUAUUAAUUGUUAACAACAGCAGAUGUAAAUCAUUAUCAAUGGAUUAAACAGUUUUAAA